Molecule: messenger RNA, 2340 nt
Organism: Dichomitus squalens LYAD-421 SS1
Lineage: Eukaryota; Fungi; Basidiomycota; Agaricomycetes; Polyporales; Polyporaceae
Exons: 4
Coding region: 1-2340 (779 amino acids)
Source: RefSeq, a predicted model, not a curated record
AUGCAACGAGUGCAGAUAAGCCCCGAUGGGGUAGACAGUAAUCCGGCAGACGGUAGUGUCGGUGCAUCCGAUAGACCCGACAGCGUAGCUGAGAAACCAAAGCCGGCUUCCUCAGAUGAACCUGAUCAGUGUGGGGAGGACUGGGAGCGUUGCGCGCGGAUCCUCGCGCAACACAGCGACGAGAUGGUGCAGCGUUGGAAGAGCGAGAUUGAUAUGCUCCUUGUUUUCGCUGGUCUGUUCUCCGCUGUUUUGACUGCAUUCAAUGUGCAGUCGUAUCUGCUACUCCAGCCUGACGAACAAGGCGAAAUGCUCGCUACCCUUGUCGCUAUGUCUUCCCAGAUCAAUGGAUACACUUACUCUCCGCCGUUCUUGAAUGCGACGGUGAAGGUUCCACCGGGUGGUAACAAACCAUUUACACCGCCCUCGUACGCCAUAUGGCUCAAUUCCCUUUGGUUUUCCGCCCUCAUCUGUACACUCUCCGCGUCCUCCGUGGCUAUCACGGUCCGUCAAUGGUUGCACCAAUACAGCUCCGGCCUCACAGGGACCUCCCGCGAAGUUGCCCGACUACGACAGUAUCGUUACGAAAAUCUAACGAAAUGGCGCGUAGCGACCAUCGUCACAAUCCUACCCGCCCUCCUGCAGCUCGCCCUAAUCCUGUUCCUCGCUGGAUUGCUCGUCCUCCUCUGGAACAUUCAUCCCAAAGUCGCUCUUGUGGCCUCCGUCCUCGUUGCCAUGCUCCUAUCCUUCAACGUCGCGGUAACUGUCUUGCCAGCCUUCAGGGCCGACUGCUCAUACCAAUCUCCCAAUGCCUUGUGCAUUUACAUCGUCGUACAAUACACAGGUGGACUCAUCAGGCUCGUCCUCGUGGCUAUCGAUAAAACCGCAUAUCACAUGGGUAUGUGUCGUUCAACCGUCAUCCGAGACAUUUGCUGGUCCGUAAUGCGGGUUGUCCGUCGCGCCCUUCGCUAUCAAGGAACGUGGGGUAUGUUUGAUACUUGGGAGAUAAGGGAGAAGCACGAGACACACGCCCUCGCAGGAGAUUUCGACUUCAGCUUGCUGCAGAAGGUCUACGAGAUCACCUUAGAUGACCACCUCCUCGAAACAACGAUGGCGCGUUGCAUGAAGAGUCUCGAGCCGAUUACCACACUCCGGGGAUGCGUACAGUUCCUGCACACGAAUACCACAGUAGAAGAUCUGUUCGGCUCUACGCACCCCGAUAGCGAUCGCUCUGCCGAUGUCCGCUUCGCUCAAGGUCGCCGAAGAGCACGAUACCAGACCUUCCUCUUCAAGCAAGUCCUCAUCCUGGUGCCUCAAUGUGCGGAGUCUAUCGGACCAUCCUCCAGGAGGGCCUUCGAUGACAUCGCUCGGAAAGUCAUUGCGCUCGUCCCACCAAUCACGAUAGGCCCAGAGAGGCAUCUCUCCCAUGUUCACUCAGACCGCACGACCGAUAGCGCAUCGCUCCUACACGCCUUAGCGAAGCUUGUGGUCGCCGACGUUGCCACCGCCGAUGCGUUCAUGAAACUGAUCGCCAACGUCAAACAGUUGGAUUUCCGCUCCGGUGGGCAGGGACUGCGUGGCCUAAACGCAGAUAUACUUCAGAGCAUCAUCGAUGCCCUUCCUACGACUCCGAACGAAGUCGCCAAGAGGCUGGAUUGGAGAUAUAGUCUUCUAGCUGGAGACUAUUUCGCGACGGUGACUGGUCUCAUCGACGUCAUCCGAUGGGUUCAGUCAAUCCCUGGCGCGAUCGAAGCAGGACGUGCUCAGACCCUCCUUCACAGUGUAUUGACAUCCACUGAGGUCGUUCUAUCCGAUACGUCCUGGAGGAUGAGCGCUGAUACACAACACCAAGUCAUGACGGCUCUCUCCGAGAUGGCGGACACUCACCCAUGGAGGUCCGACUACCACGCCCUCCUCCCGACGCUUAGCCGUCUGGUCGCGGACUCCUCGUCCGAUCGUACGACCCGUGCCGCCGCUUUGAAACUGAUACGAGUGGUGCAAGAUGUCCCAAAGAUGAUCCACCAGGCCCACCUACUCGAGAUGCCUCGGCUAGCCGGUGACUACAGCUCAAGAAUGUUGUUGGCACAAAUGGAAACCGCGGAUACGGUCGUGCUCCCUAAGCUGUCUACAGUAGGAGCCUUUGAACUCCCUUCGGAUGUGCACGGUAAGCUCUUUACCUCCGCCGUCGCAGGCGAGGGACUGACACCAUCAUCGUUCAUUUCGGACUGCCGAAGAGCGACGCACCAGGCAUACCUCCUCCUCCUCUUCACCAAAACCAGAUUUGGCUUCGUAUACUGCAACACAGAUACAGACAGGCUUCACUCACGACACUGCACAUGGUAG